AGUGUAACAUUAGAUAGCUUCUGGUAACAGAUAAGGAAAGAGAGCAGCUUCACGCAGAAUUCAGGUUCCUUCUGCUUCCAUUGAAGGAUAGAGCCUAUCAAAAAAUCGAAGAUUGUAUCAUGUCCCAGGUGAUACCCAAUCAUGUGUUGCGUGUGGGGCAAACCGUUUCAUUGGCAUCCAAGGAUGAAAGUGACGCUUUCAGACAAGGUGUACAUCCAAUGUGCAUCUCCAUGAACAAUAAAUGCUCUUACUUCACCACUGAGAGAUAUACGGGACAGGUCGCAACACAAGUCAACGGUCAUGUGUUGCCCAACACAGCUGUGUAUGGAGAGAAGAAUCUUGUCCACGGAACAAAUUUCAGGGUAGCAGAGAAAGGAUCUCACAGCAGCAGCCUGCCUGAACAAAACAGGGUACCAGGAGGUAUGAUCCGCAACAAUUAUGUUGCACAGCAAUCAACAAAUACUGAAGUCUGUGAUGAAGGAGACCCUAUAUCUCCUUCAUUGGAUAUCUCCAUUGAUCAUUUAAACCAACUCAUUUUACAGUUGGAUCCUACAUUCCAACCCUUGCCAAUCAAAACUGAGCAGUUCUAUAAUAGUUCAAACCAGUUCUCUUCUUCAAGUCAGGUGUCUUCGUCAUACAAGCCAGAGACUCCGAAGAUGUCAAGUUCACAUGAGAUAAAAUGUGUGAAUGUUCAUAGUGAUCCCAGAAGAAAUGUUUGUCAUGAGAACAUUCAAAGAUCAGCAAGUCCUACUCCAAAUUCCGAAGGCAUCUUAAUCUCCAGAGGAACUCAAAGAGACAACUGUACAACUAAUGGCAAUGUUGUCUUCAAUGAGACUCAUUCGCAUGUAAAUGGACAUCUGGAUCGACACCAAAGCCCAUCUACUGGAGGUUACAACCAGGUCUCAGAGGGUAUUGCCAUCCCACAUCAGAGAUUGAACCAUUAUAAUGCCAACAUUUCUUCAUCCGUGGGUUCAGAAAACAUUCCGAAUCCCCUGUACCAAUUUCGAAAUUAUGACGUCUCCAGCAUGUCCAACAGUCCAGGUUCUGAUACCAGCUACAUUCUGGGAAGUACCCAGUCACUUCUCAAUGAUGAAAUUGAUGGUCAGCAAUUGCCUGGAAGAAUAGCAGAAAGUCCCUUCGGGUCUUUGGGAUCAUUUUCCCAACUAAACAGCCCAGGAAUGAUGUCCCCUUCUUCAUCCAUACAUUACUUUGACCAGAACCCAGAUGUUUGCAGUCACCCAGCAUUGUCUAUGAUAGCCAACCAGUCAAAGACAUUUUCACGACUUUCUACAAAGGGUCAUGCCAACAGUUGCCCUGCAUCAGUUGCCAGUUCUAGCAUGGACAUCCCUAUUCUGCUUGUAAAUGGAUGCCCAGAGAGUCAAGACAGAUCCUCUAUGUCUUCGACAAGUUUCCAUGGAAGCCAAAGACGAAAAAGUUCCUCCAGUUUCAAUAGAGCGAAUAAGACCUACUCAGAUUCUUCCAUCUCAACCUUUUCUGACAGUUCCAACAGAGAGGGGCAAACAGGCAUGAAAUUUGUAAUGGCCACUUCGAAGCAGUGGUUCCAGCCUAGCAUUACAAGAGACAAAGCUAUUGAGUUUCUGAAGGACAAAGAACCUGGAACAUUUCUUAUCAGAGACAGCACAACCUUCCGGGGGUCCUUUGGACUAGCCAUGAAAGUCCCUGGGGUACAAUCCAAAACAGGCAAGGACUCGAGUGAACUUGUACGACAUUUCCUGAUUGAAUCAUCAGCCAAAGGUGUUCACCUAAAAGGUGCAUCUGAUGAACCAUACUUCGGAAGUCUUUCUGCACUUGUACAUCAACACAGCAUUACUUCCUUGUCUCUACCUUGCAAAUUAUUAAUCCCAGAUAAAGAUCAGCAUAACGGGGAAAGCAGUCCGGAUUCUCCUCCAGGACCCGCUGUGUCUGAGCUAAACACGUCAACUGCAUGCAAUGUCCUGUAUCUAAAUUCCGUCAGUACUGAGACACUGACGGGGUCAAGUGCAAUCCAGAAAGCUGUAUCUGUUACGUUUGAGAAGACUAACCUACCCAUGCAAACCAUCGUACACUUCAAAGCCAAUGAGCAAGGCGUUACUUUGACUGACGUCCAGCGCAAAGUUUUCUUCCGCCGUCAUUAUCCACUUUCAACCCUAAACUUCUGCAGUGUGGAUCCUGAGCUAAGAAAGUGGCAAAAGCAUUGCAGAUCUUCAAGGAUUUUUGGAUUUGUUGCGAAGAAUCCAACUGAUGCCUCUGACAACGUGUGCCACAUCUUUGCAGAGUAUGAUGCUAUUCAACCAGUUUCACCUCUCAUUACUUUCUUAACAAACUUGAUUCAACAACAAGAAAAGUUGUAAUUUCUUCAGUUACCACUAGAGGAGCCUUGUUUUGACAUAUAUCCAUCACUUGCUCCCUUGAGAUAUGGAUUGCACCCUCUUACACCAUAUGUUCUAUAUUUCGUACUCCAGAUAAAGCUUCUAGAACGGACGUGUUUUUAUACCUGAAAAAAACGACUACUAUUGAAAAGGAUGAAGUUGGGAUCGUAGCCAACAUUCUAAGGAAACUGUGUUCACACUUUGAUCCACCACUGACCUCGAUCAGCAGAGAAAGCAUUUUUUUAAUUUGUAUUUUUGUAUUGCCUGCAUAAUCAGCUUCCAAGACACACAAAACCCCCAUGCCCUACCUUCUAGUUUAUCACAAUUAUUUUCUAUGAAACUCUACCCUGAUGCUUCUCACUAAUAUGUUCGUGCGGGAAUAAUGGCUAGGUAAGCAUUUUGCACUAAUGCUCACAGAUUUCUAGAUAUGCUUUUGUAGCAAUCUUUUUCAGCUUAAAUUAUGUUUUGCAUAAUUUCUUAUGUUGCUUAUGUUCCGAAACACUCCAAUCUUUGUUUCUCAGAGGUAGAAUCCUAAGGAUCCACAUUGACUAUGGUGACAUCACCAUUCCACUUCUUAUAGAAACGUCUGAAAAUAAAGUGAAGAAUGAGUGAUAAUUCUAUAUUAUUAUGUUUCUUAUCAUUUUAUUAUUUAUAUAGCGCCAGCAAAUUCCAUAGCGCUGUACAAUGGGCUAUAUGUACAGUUCUCCUAUUUGUAGGAGUAUAGCCUUUGAGGACCUUUAUAAUAAGGUGUUUUUUUAUUUUUUUAUUAUUUACUUACUCUUAAGCAGGGCAUAGGUGAUAUAACAAACAGCCACUAUUUCAGACUGCCACAGUGUUAAAAGACACUGAAACAUCAUAUCUGCUCUAUUAACAAUUACUACUUUAGGUAAACAAAAAUGUAUUGCAAUUAAUUUUACGUUGUCAUUGUUAGA
Molecule: messenger RNA, 3301 nt
Organism: Pelobates fuscus (common spadefoot toad)
Lineage: Eukaryota; Metazoa; Chordata; Amphibia; Anura; Pelobatidae
Gene: TNS4
Product: tensin 4
Exons: 13
Coding region: 120-2351 (743 amino acids)
Cellular component (GO): focal adhesion
Molecular function (GO): protein binding
Source: RefSeq, a predicted model, not a curated record